Messenger RNA from Austrofundulus limnaeus, 461 nucleotides. RefSeq names its product RLA class II histocompatibility antigen, DP alpha-1 chain. Gene Ontology annotation, biological process: immune response; antigen processing and presentation. Lineage: Eukaryota; Metazoa; Chordata; Actinopteri; Cyprinodontiformes; Rivulidae. The record is from RefSeq and is a predicted model, not a curated record. Gene Ontology annotation, cellular component: MHC class II protein complex; membrane.
AUGUCUCUGUGAUCUUCAUCUGCUGACCGGCUCUACCUGGUAACUGAUGACAUCACUCCCUCUCUGCUCUCUGAUUGGCUGCUCGGUGGCUUUAGUCUCCAGCAGCUGAUCAGCUUCUGUCAGUUGGUCUCUGAGCUUCAGUCAGAACUCUGAUCUGAUGAAGAUGAAGCUGCUCCUCUUCCUCAGCUGUGUCCUCUCUGUGUCUGCUGAAGGUCUACACGAGGACCUUAGAAUCGCUGGCUGUUCAGAGUCUGAUGGAGAGUUUCUGUAUGCUCUGGAUGGAGAAGAGAUGUGGUUCGCUGACUUUAAGGAGAAACAAGGAGUUUAUCCUCAGCCUCCUUUCAUAGAUCCUAUCACAUACCAGGAAGGAGUUUAUGAAUUUGCUGUGGCUAACCUACAGGUCUGCAAAUCAAACCUGGAUGUCUGUCGUCGUGGUAUGAAGGACAUUCCUGUGGAAAACG